AUGGACGGCGCAAAGGCGCGGGCGAUCGCCGCGCUGGACGCCCGCAUGUCCGCGCGCGGCGUCGGGGCCUCGACGACGCCCACGACGGACGACCGAGGACGACGGAGGACGAUGGAGACGAAAGAAAUGAUGGCGACGACGAGGCAGCCGACGAACGACGAUGGACGGACGACCGCGGCGACGACGACGACGACGACGGACGCGGACGGCGACGGCGACGGCGACGACGGGAUCUACGCCCCGAGCGCGCGCGCGCGAAGGGCACGGACGGUUGAACGCGCGCGCGCGCGAGCGACGACUCGACGGAGACGCGAAGACGCGGACGACGCGACGAGCGAUGACGCGACGCGCCGACGACGCGUCGUGGAGAAUUACCUCCGACGGGUCUUGCGCACGCGCGCGCGCGGCGACGCGGCGGACGGGGAGGAUCAGGUGCGGAAAAAGCUCGGUCGGGAGCGCGCGUUGACGCUGGAGGACGCGCCGCGCGGGCGGGACGCGGACGCGGAGACGACGCGACGAGAGCGCGUGCGAGAGCGAUUCGCGCGGGCGAUGCGGGCGCGGGCGUCGGGAACGGUGAUGCGGAAACAUGGGAUGUUUGGAUUGAAAAAGUCGCGGUGUUCGUGGAGCGCGUUCGGGACGCUUCGACGGGCGUGGACGCGGUACGCGCGCGGUCUCGUGGAAUCCCGCGACGCGUCCGCCGCGCGACGCGCGCUGACGAAGGAGAUUGAUUUACACGGGUGCGUCGUGAAAGUCACGUCGCACGCUCGACAGCCCGACGCGGUGGGACGCGAGGGCGUCGUCGCGUUCGUCUCCGCCCGCCGCCUCUGGGUGUGCGCGCGCGCCGGGGAUGAUUUUUACAAGGUCUUGAUCGACGGCGCCGCGCUCGAGUACGCCCUCGACGAUCACAUCGUGCGUCUCGCGCCCGAGGACGUCGCUCGACUCGCUCGAGGCGCGGCGCGAUGCCGCGAUGUGUAA
This is a messenger RNA of Ostreococcus tauri, 975 nucleotides long. Its product is annotated as unnamed product. The coding region runs from base 1 to 975 and encodes 324 amino acids. The record is from RefSeq and is a predicted model, not a curated record. Lineage: Eukaryota; Viridiplantae; Chlorophyta; Mamiellophyceae; Mamiellales; Bathycoccaceae. The transcript has a single exon.